Molecule: messenger RNA, 675 nt
Organism: Salvia miltiorrhiza (redroot sage)
Lineage: Eukaryota; Viridiplantae; Streptophyta; Magnoliopsida; Lamiales; Lamiaceae
Exons: 2
Coding region: 80-424 (114 amino acids)
Molecular function (GO): nucleic acid binding; zinc ion binding
Source: RefSeq, a predicted model, not a curated record
UAUCGAAGGCGAAGCCAAGGUCGAUAUCAUCCUCAACUCUCUCCCCAAAUCCUUUGAGAAUUUCCGUCUCAAUGUCGUUAUGAGCAAGGUCAACUAUACUCUUAAUGAGUUAUUGAAUGCUCUAGUUGCGGCAGAGGGAGUCAUGGGCUCGCGUAAAGGGAAAGAGGUCCUUGUUGCUGCCAAGGGAUCUACUUCUUCGUCGAAAGGCGGGAAAAAGAAGUGGAAAGGUCCAAAGGGCAAGCAUGACAAUGAAGCUAGUGGGAGCGGUAAAGCCAAAGCAGAUGGCCCUACUGGCGGUGUGAAGAAGCCGACCGAAAAGGGGAAGUGCUUCAAGUGUGGCAAGGUUGGGCAUUGGAAGAAAGAUUGUCCAGUGCUCAAGGCAAAGGGACAAGGGCUUCAAGCCAACAAGGGAACUGGCAAGUGAUGAGAUCACCAUCUCCAUGGGCAAUGCGUCGAAGGUCGCAGCUGUUGCUAUUGGAGAUUUAUCUUUAUGUUUUGGUGAUGACAUUUUAGUUUUGAGAGACAUUUUAUAUGUGCCGGAGUUUCGGCGGAACAUAAUUUCUGUUUCAAAAUUGUUUUUGAAUGGAUAUUCUGUUGUUUUUGAUAGAGGUGUUUCUAUCAUGAGAGAUAACAAGACUAUUUGUUCUGGAAUUUUGAACAAUUCUCUCUAUACUA